Messenger RNA from Auxenochlorella protothecoides, 402 nucleotides. RefSeq lists its product as hypothetical. The coding region runs from base 1 to 402 and encodes 133 amino acids. The record is from RefSeq and is a predicted model, not a curated record. NCBI's taxonomy places the organism in Eukaryota, Viridiplantae, Chlorophyta, Trebouxiophyceae, Chlorellales, Chlorellaceae. The transcript has 5 exons.
AUGCUGAGAUCAGCGACAGAGAUCGUGUGGCCCGCCAGCUCCCGACAAGAAAAGUUUGCGGCCAAGGUGCAUCGAGUCCUGGGCAACGUCCUCAUGCACGACGCCGUGCUGCGGCAGUCCCUCGUGGAGCGCUAUGGCUUUGCCGUCGAAGAGGCGCGUAGCAUUGACAACCUCAAGGCGUUCCUCCUCUGGGACAGUUAUUCAGGGCACGAGCGGGAGGCAGCCAAAGAACUCGCACGCAGGAAGGGGAGGCUGCGGUCGGCGGUCGCCGGUGGGCUGGGCGUGCGCAACGCCCCGCUCCUCGUGUUCAGAAAGAGCGGCAUGAGCUCCGAGGAGGCGCGCCUGGAGUCUGUGCUGGAGGGUCUGGCGAUCGAGGACCUCCCCAGCCAGCGGGGGUUUUGA